GUGUUAUAUAUUUUAUGCGGCUUUCAACACUGGUGCGACCGACAUUGGGCAUCAUUUUCGUUGUCUUGACAUGCCUCGAAGCAUUGGGACUUUAUUGGUUCCUCAAAGGAUUCCUCUUGACCCGUCAAACUCUGGAUCUUCGAGGUCAUCGUUACGAUCCUUGGGAACGCCUUAAUAUCCGCUAUAAUGAUACCGACACCGUCAGUGCAGAUACGCUGAGAAGCGGCUCAGUGCCUGCAAAGCCUCCUUUUCAACGUACCGUCAUCGUGCUCAUUGACGCGCUGCGAUUCGACUUUAUUCUCAACAUGACCGACAUCACAGGUCCCCGCUACUAUCUCAAUCAGCUACCAGUGAUUCAACAGACGCUACAGACGCAUCCGACUUCAUCGUUACUUUUUCAAUUCCGAGCCGACCCGCCGACCACAACCAUGCAACGUGUGAAAGGCCUGAUGACGGGAUCGCUUCCCACCUUUAUCGACGCCGGAGCCAAUUUUGCCACGUCAUCUGUGGGCGAAGAUCACUUGUUAUACCACCUUCAUCAACGCUACAAAGACAUUUAUUUCAUGGGUGAUGAUACCUGGGUCAAUUUGUUUCCAGAGGUGUUUGAUCGCCCUGAUCGUACCUUUGACAGCGACAGCUUCAAAAUGUUUGACCUGCAUACAGUGGACAAUAACAUUCUUUCCCAUCUUUGGCCCUUGAUGGAAGGCGACACAUCGUGGGAUUUGGCCAUCGCCCAUUUCUUGGGCGUCGAUCACUGCGGUCAUACCUAUGGCCCGUCGCACCCUAAUAUGGCCAAGAAAUUGACGCAAAUGAAUGGCGUCCUGGAACGACUCAUGACGCAUAUCGACAAUGAAACGCUCCUAGUGGUCAUGGGCGAUCACGGCAUGUCGGUAGAAGGGGAUCACGGCGGUGAAAGUGUGGAAGAAUUGAUGAGUGGAUUAUUUCUGUAUUCGGGACGUGAUUUGACCAUGGCACGCGAAACAGGAGGCCAGCCUACUUAUUACGCCAUCCUUUCCCAACGUAUUCAUCAGCAACGGGCCGACAUUCUGGGAUUGGAUUUUGAUGCGAUAUCACAGCGAUUACUGUACCCUGCGAAUGCGUCGCAAUACCCGGUGGUCUCUCAGAUCCAUCUGGUUCCGACCUUGUCUUAUCUUCUUGGCGUGCCCAUCUCCUUUGGUAACUUGGGAGCCAUCAUUCCCGAGCUGUUGUACCCAUCCGACUCCACCGACCGUCUGCGGACUUUGUUGCAUUUCGUGGAACAGUUUCGUAUCAAUGCAUUGCAAGUAUAUGACUACUUGCAUUAUUAUUACGAUCAUACGGCCCAUCCUGGAUUUGCCCCUUCAAAGUUACAAACGAGUUUGGAAAACAUGUUCGCAGCGGACGACAUAAUGACCCAGCUCUCCAGCAACCCUGUGUUCAAAGCGGCCCUUGACGGUGAAGCGAUAGACGAAGCGAGCCGAAUGGAUCUGACAAGGCAAUUGGAACAGGCUAUUCUGUCGUACAAUGCAUUUUUACUGCACAUCAUCAAAUACUGCGGAAUGAUUUGGGCUCAGUUCGAUGUAGGCUGCAUGACGGUGGGAAUCGUUGUCCUGAUCCUCAGUACCUGCGCGGCGAUCUGGUUACUGUAUCGUCCUCAAGCGACACUUAGACAGGUCGCUGUGACAGGUUUCAGCAGUUUCUGCUUUGUGCUGACUCUGGUCGGUUUUCGGUACAGCUUUCUGUAUACAACACUGCGCGACUAUGGAUGGUUUGAAAAAAUGCAGUUAUUCGACUGGCUGGGAGCGGCAUUGGCGGUGACCGCCGCCACCGUAAUGUUCACUUUACGUUAUCGGCAAUCGGUUCAGUUUGCCACAGAUCUGUGGCAUCGGUGGGAUUGGCCCAUCGUCUUGGUGACAGUGCUAUGCAACGCAUUGACCCUGGGAUCCAACAGCUUUGUCAUUUGGGAAGAUCGUGGCAUGCGGUUUGUCACCGUGACACUGUGCGUGUGGUGGGCAGUACGAAGCGUGUUCAACGAUACCAAACUUCGAUCCCUCAUGCCGCCACUCUUGACCGCUCUAUGGAUACGCAUAACAAGCAUGACUGGACAAUGUCGCGAAGAGCAAUUCCCUUAUUGCGAUUACAUUCACAACGGUUAUCUUUCUCUGGGGCACUCCAUGGAUAUUCGAGCACAACUGCCAACCCUCUCGUUCAUUUUAGUCUGCGUGUUACAAGUGGUUUAUGCACUACCUCGACUGUUCCAGCGACAGCUGAAAGGUCGUGUUUCCAGUCUGAUCUUGAUGAUGUACCGAUGUUCUCUUGUAAUCGUCCUGCUUCAUACGGUAGUUGACAUUUACGACAGUUCUCAAGCCACGACCGAAGCCCCCGACUCUUCCUCGCUGUCCGCACUCUUCAACCAAUGGGUCCAAGUAUAUCUGCCACGGGUGGUCUAUGUCAACUCUAUUGCGAGUAUGGGCAUUUGCUUGUACGAGUCAAGGUCGUCGCGAUCAGGGGCAAAGCAUCAUUCAAAUCGCGAUGUCAGUUGGGUUCUUUUGUUCGCAUGGAGUGUCACGUUGGCAAUGCUGCAAAGGCCGCUGGGAGCCUGUAUUGUUCUCGGCGUACCUUACAUUGUGUCCCUGUUAACUCGUGGAACCCGGUCGACACUGCUCAUUCGACUGCUGCUGCUCCAUUACCUUGGACAGCACUUGUUUUUCGUUACAUCGCAUCAAUCGACGUUGACUUCCUUGCCUUGGAAAGCAGCAUUUGUUGGUUUUGACGAUAUGAAUUACUACUGCGGUGCCACGCUGGUCAUUUUAUCGACAUUGGCGGGUUUCUUGCUUUCAUGGUUAGGCUGGGCGGUUCUUCUUGCAACAGAAACUACAACAACCACGCCCGACAGGAAAUGCGAUCAGCAAGACGUCCCUCGGUGUCUCUUUCUCCUAGUACUCGCGCAGUCCAUCCCAACUUUCUUAUCGUCCAUUUUUGUCCUCAUUUUGCGCCGCCACCUAAUGACAUGGAAAAUCUUUGCACCCCGUUUCUUACUACAAGCCAUGCUAUCCAUUGGAUCCCAUUUGGCGUCUGUAUUUAUAAAAUCACUACUAUAAACUUUUCAAUUUCAUAGAAUUUUUUUGUACACAUACUUUUCUUUAUCAUCUUGUACGCUUAUGCCCCGGUUUCUCUAUACAAAAAAAUUAAAUAAUAGCGUUACGCAACAGACAAUGGAAAAUUAUAUAAAAAAGAAAAACGCAAAU
Molecule: messenger RNA, 3227 nt
Organism: Radiomyces spectabilis
Lineage: Eukaryota; Fungi; Mucoromycota; Mucoromycetes; Mucorales; Radiomycetaceae
Exons: 1
Coding region: 15-3080 (1021 amino acids)
Biological process (GO): GPI anchor biosynthetic process
Cellular component (GO): endoplasmic reticulum membrane
Molecular function (GO): mannose-ethanolamine phosphotransferase activity
Source: RefSeq, a predicted model, not a curated record